UAAAUAAAUUACGAUUAAGCGCAAAAAAAUUGAGAAUAUUAUACAUGUUCAUCGUGAAAAAUGAUCUCCAUUGAAUCUCCGCCUUUGGUCCAAACAGAAACAAAAUACCCACGCACGGCCCGUAACUUGAACAACAAAUUUGUUCAAGUGUUGUCAAGCUCGGCAACGGGAGACCACAUGCUUAAGGAAGACGUUUGAGACAUUUGAUGAUUUUUUUUAGGAUGUUUGAGAAGUGAAUUUGUAAGGAAUGAAGUUUACAUCAUAAUGCUAGAGUAUUUAUAAUACAUGUUCCAUGAUUUCUUUAACCAUUCAUUAAAUGCUUUAGAUAUUAAAAAUCUUUAAAAUAGAUGGAUUUGACACAAAGUAAAUUUUUUUAAAAUCAGCUUAAUGGAGCACUAAAUCAUGGUUACCAAUGCAACUUUAUAGAAGAGAUAAUUGAAUAGACAUAAAGUAAAAAGUAAAUUUGAUGUGUACAAAAGCUGAAUCACGUCCACCAAUGCAGGUCCAUAUCCGUCCAGCAAGCAGGCCCAAACCCGAUUCAACUACAUCUCACUUUUGGUGGGAACACUGUUCACGAAUUGCACCUAGCAUUGUAUAUAGGAGGAUUACGAACUUUGAUCUAAUUUUUCAAAAAACGCAUGAUUAGGCCCUGUUUGGGAAGUGUAGAGUUCAGAGCCUGGAAGAGAUGGGAGGGGGGUGGGGGUGGGGAGGGAGAGAAUGAAUGAGAAGGAUUUCUUUCACCUUGUUUGGUUGGAUGAAGGGAAUGAAUGUAGGGAAAAACUACAAUUUUCUUCACCAUGCUCUAAUUAAAGCAUGUACAAUGUUGAGACAAAAAUUAAAUGUCACCCGAUCAUGUGAAAUGUUUUAAGAAAUUAAAAAUUGCCUAAUCAAUGUCUGGCAAGGGGAUGUAGUGAGAGAAAAAAAAAGGAUUCAAUCUCUGAGAAAAUGGGCCAAAUCCACGUUUUCUUUAUCCCGGUGAUGGCUCAAGGCCACAUGAUUCCCACACUGGACAUGGCCAAGCUCUUCGCUUCCCGCGGCGUCAAGUCAACUAUAAUCACCACCCCACUGAACCGGACCGUUUUCGCCGGAGCCGUCCAAAAACAGACCGGGUUGGGUCAGGAGAUCGAGCUCCGUCUCCUCGAUUUCCCCGCCGCCCAGGUCGGCUUGCCGGAGGACUGCCAGCGGUUCGACCAGCUCGCCUCCCACGACGACCUUCCCAAGUUCAUGAAGGCCUGCUCCAUGCUCCAGGAGCCCUUCGAGCGGCUCCUGGAGGAGCUCCGCCCGCACUGCGUCGUCGCCGACACGUUCUUCCCCUGGGCCACGGCGUCCGCCGCCAAGUUCGACAUCCCGAGCCUCGUGUUCCACGGGACCAACGCCUUCUCCUUGUGCGCCACGCACAGCCUCAACACCCACAAGCCGUACCUGAGCGUCUCCUCCGAUUCGGAUCUGUUCGCGAUUCCGGAUCUCCCGCACCAGGUGAAGCUCACCCGAUUGCAGGUUUCUCCCUUCUCACGCGGCGUCCCGGGAGAGGAAUCCCCCAUGUCGGGUAUCAUGAAACAGAUUAGCAUGACGGAGGAGACCAGCUUCGGGGUCAUCUUCAACAGCUUCUACGAGCUCGAACCGGAAUAUGCAGAGCAUUACAGGAAUGUUCUUGGUCGGAGGUCCUGGUUUGUGGGGCCGCUUUCCCUCUCUAACAGGGACACAGAGGACAAGGCCCAGAGGGGGGAGAAAUCCUCAAUCGGCGAGAAAGAAUGUUUGGAAUGGCUUGAUUCCAAGAAACCCCACUCGGUGGUUUACGUUUGUUUCGGAAGCGUUGCCAGCUUUGCGGAUUCUCAGCUCCGGGAAAUGGCCGCCGGGAUCGAAGCUUCCGGGCAGGAGUUCAUCUGGGCGAUAAGAACACCAGCCGGGGAGGAGGAAUGGAUGCCGGAAGGAUUCGAGGAGAGGACCAAAGGGAAGGGGUUGGUCAUACGAGGAUGGGCCCCGCAAGUGCUGAUUCUCGACCACGGAUCAGUGGGCGCGUUCGUGACACACUGCGGGUGGAACUCGACGCUGGAAGCGGUGUGUGCGGGCGUGCCCAUGGUCACCUGGCCGGUCUUCGCAGAGCAGUUCAUCAACGAGAAGCUGGUGACGGACAUUCUCCAGACGGGUGUAGGGGUGGGGUCCAAGAAGUGGAAAAGAUUGGGAAGUGAAGGGGUAAAGAGAGAAGCGGUUUCUGAGACAAUCAAGAAGGUGAUGGUUGGGGAGGAGGCGGAUGAGAUGAGGAACAGAGCCAAGGCGCUGAAAGAGAAGGCGAGAGAGGCGGUCGAGGAAGGUGGGUCUUCUCACUCGGGUUUGAGUGAUUUGCUUGAUGAAUUGAGGACUUACCAUAAUGCUAAACCCUAAUAAAAUCGAUGUGGGGUGACCGUUCGAUCGAUUUUGAAAGAUUCUGAAGAUGAGAUUCAUUUCCCUUUUUAUUUUGAUGCAUUCCAUGUUCUACUCUCUAUACAUGUCUUCAUCAGUCCCACGUUAUUAAUUAUUGUUACUCAUUGUUAUGUUGUGUGACACAAUCUAGAAAGAUGGCAUUAGUGCUGCUCUAGGCUAAUUGUGUUGCUAAUUAUGUUGUUUAUCUUCUAUCAACCUGUUUUGUUUCAUUCACCUUUUUUGCAUUUUAAUGGGUUUACAUGUGAGCAUUCUUUUCAUGAAAUGGCUCAUUUUUAUAUUACAAAUACACUAAAAUCCAUGUAAUAAACAUGAACCUUAGAU
Cuscuta campestris is the source of this 2742-nucleotide messenger RNA. The record is from the annotation of a GenBank genome assembly. Lineage: Eukaryota; Viridiplantae; Streptophyta; Magnoliopsida; Solanales; Convolvulaceae.